Messenger RNA from Postia placenta MAD-698-R-SB12, 2901 nucleotides. RefSeq lists its product as hypothetical. Gene Ontology annotation, molecular function: hydrolase activity, acting on carbon-nitrogen (but not peptide) bonds. Lineage: Eukaryota; Fungi; Basidiomycota; Agaricomycetes; Polyporales; Adustoporiaceae. The transcript is spliced from 14 exons. The coding region runs from base 1 to 2901 and encodes 966 amino acids. The record is from RefSeq and is a predicted model, not a curated record.
AUGUCCAGCAAGGGGCAUCUCACAGAGCUACCGCUGGCAAGCGCGGUGGGCAAGCGUCCAUCCCCCAGAAGACUUCUACUACUUGCGUUAUGUGCCCUUGUCGCGAUUGUUACGGUGCUUACAUGCAAUAGCUUGCUCUAUGCAACCACUACCGGUGCAGGUCCUCGAAUUCAGCGCGUCCCACUGAAUGCAGAACAUGUACUAAACCAAUGUGCCUCCCUCCGGAAGGUCCCCGGCCCACCUGAGGAUUUCUUGGCGAGAGCAGUCUCGGAUCGUUUUGAGCCAGGGACUCAGCCGACGCUCAUCAAGAACGCAAAGCUAUGGACGGGCGCGAGAAAUGGUAGCGAGAUCGUCUACGGCGACUUAUUGUUGGACGGCGGACUAGUGAAGGCCAUCGGAUACAUCCCUAGAGCACUAUAUGCGGAGGAUGAUACAGUAUUCAUUGACGCCAAGGGUGCAUGGGUCACUCCCGGACUAGUGGAUCUUCACUCCCAUGUAGGUCUGUUUAGUGCACCAGGUAUGGCCGGGACCUACGAUGUCAACUCCCGACAUGGACCAGUCUUGCCCUGGUUGCGAAGUAUCGACGCGUUUGACACACACGACGACGCGUUUCAGCUAGCUAUCGCGGGCGGAGUCACUUCUGUGCAGGUCCUUCCUGGGAGUGGAAACGCCAUUGGCGGACAGGCUUUCAUGUUCAAAUUGCGCAAGACGUCUGACAGGUCGCCGACGUCAAUGAUCAUAGAACCGCCGCACACACUCAAUGGCAGUGAGCCUGACCCGUCCCAGCCCUUGCGUUGGCGACAUAUGAAACAGGCUUGCGGCGAGAAUCUCCGCAGGUAUGGCAACCGCAUGGAUGCCAUUUGGUCCUUCCGCUCCGCAUACAACGAGGCUCGCCAGAUCAAGCAUGCUCAGGAUGCAUUCUGCGCAAAGGCCGAGGCCGGUCUGUGGAACGCGCUUGAGGGACAGAGCUAUCCGGAGAACCUCCAGUGGGAGGCUCUGGUAGAUGUAUUGAGAGGGAGAGUCAAGGUAAUCGCGAAUCACUGCUAUGAAGAGGUCGACCUUGACGACAUUGUGCGGCUCACGAACGAAUUUCAAUUCCCCAUUGCCUCCUUCCAUCACGCGUCUGAGGCAUGGCUAGUACCCGACGUAUUGAAGAGAACAUAUGGAGGUACUCCUGCCGUUGCGAUCUUUGCCAGCAAUCACCGGUACAAGCGUGAGUCAUACAGGGGCUCAGAGUUUGCCCCCCGUGUACUAGUAGACAACGGCAUACCCGUGGUCAUGAAGUCCGAUCAUCCAGUAUUGAAUAGUCGUUACCUUAUGUUCGAGGCGCAACAGGCACACUAUUACGGGUUGCCGCCGCACCUGGCGCUCUUAUCUGUGACCGCGGUGCCAGCCAAUGCAGCGGGCAUGUCGCAUCGUAUCGGAAUCCUGUACGAGGGUGCUGAUGCUGAUGUCGUGCUUUGGGACUCGCAUCCGCUCCAGCUCGGCGCGACACCCAAGAAGGUCUGGAUCGACGGCAUCCUGCAAGUCGGAGCAGAUGAGGAUGGUAUCGUCAUCGGCAAAGGCAAGGAUAAGGAGUUCCAGGAGGUGCCCAUAGUACCGAAUUGGGACGCGGAGCGCCGCGCGGCGGUCGAAUGGGAAGGCCUUCCUCCGCUCGCCCCGACUCGGCAGGAUGGACGCGUUGCAUUCCACAAUGUGCGCGAGCUGUGGAUCCGACGGGAUGACGAAAUUUACGAGGUUUACGGCGGUGACAACAUGGAGCUAGCAGACGUGGUCGUGGAUGGAGGGCAUGUAACCUGUGUCGGGCGACACUGUCUUGGCGGGAUCAAUGCGAAGGCCGUGUUAGACCUGCACGGCGGGUCAAUUUCGCCAGCUUUCAUGACGUACGGGUCGCCUCUGGGCGUUGAGGAGAUUGCGGGAGAGGCGUCGACGGGAGACGGGAAACGAUUCGAUCCCUUCAAUGGCGAGGUGCCGAGCAUAUUGGGUGAUCAGGGUGCUGUGGUGCGGGCGGGGGAUACGUUGCAGUUUGGAACGAGGAAUGCGCUGAUUGCUCAUCGAGCAGGCGUCGCGUAUGCAACCUCCUCGCUGGAAAAGGUCAACUUGUUCUCCGGGUCUUCCUCCAUCAUCGGAGGACUUUCCGUAACCUUCCGUACAGGCUCGCAGCACGGGCUCGAGCAUGGUGCAAUUGUCAAAGAAAUCGCCGCACUGCACAUCACCAUGAGCCGCGCCGCACCAUACUCAUCUGAAGGCUGGGCCAGCGUCAGCACCCAAGUAGCCACGUUGAGGAGACUACUGCUGAACGGCGAGCCCACUGAUACGGAGACAGGCAAGUGGUUCAAACAAGCCGCGAAGGGUGCAAUCGCGCUAGUGGUUGAUGUCGGCAGCGCCGAUAUCAUGGCAACCUUGCUGAGGCUGAAGGUCGACGUAGAGCAAGCAAGAGGCUCCUUCAUGAAGAUGGUUUUCGCUGGGGCGGCGGAAGCUCAUCUCAUUGCGGAGGAGAUCGCACGCGCCAAAGUAGGGGUAAUCCUCGAUCCCGUUCGACCUUUCCCGGGAUCUUGGGAUAACCGUAGGAUAUUGGCCGGACCACCGCUCACAAACGACACGGCGCUCGUCACGCUCAUGGAUGCUGGAGUGACGGUCGCGGUCGGCGUACGUGACGCCUGGCAAGCAAGCAAUACGCGCUUCGAUGUUGCAUGGGCCGCCCUGGAGGCCAAUGGGCGGAUUGACAGACGGCAAGCCUAUGCCUUGGGCUCUACGAACCUCGAAACGCUGCUAGGCGUACAAGACUGGAUUGGCGACGAAGCAGACCUUGUUGCGUUCGAUGGUGGCAGCGCGUUUGACCUUUCCAGCAAGGUCGUUGCUAUUGUAUCACCGGGCCGGGGGUUAGUCGAACUCGUGUAA